AUGCCUGAGGAAGGGGAGAUUUUCGAGUUUUUGACCAUUUCAAUGGCAAGGAUAACAGGCACCGUGCUGCUUGCUGUUUAUAACUACAACCUAUCAAGAGAGCUUGUCUCCAAAUCGUCGCUGGGAAUUCUGCUUAUUAUUUUAGCCCUCAUCUUGGCACAUAUAGGGAUCCAGAAAAAGUUCAGCCCAGAACCCUUGGUAGUCACACUAGUCAUGACGGUGUCGUCCCUCUGGAGCAAUUCUGGCAUUAUACUUCUCUUAGCAGACAAUGGGAUCCUUUCAGCAUCAGGACAGUUUCGAGAAACCCAAUUCCCGGGCCUAGUAGCCAUCUGCUGUGCCUUCCUCAUUAUAGGCUGUGUGGGAACGCUCCAAAAUAAAGGAGCCUUCCCGCUUCUGUCUUUUGGUCUUGGCCUUGCCAACAUCCAUGUCCUUGCCAUGUCCAAUGACCCUUCUCUUGGUUCCUCGGGUAUCGCUUGCAACUUCAUGAUAGUCACCGUUAUCAGCAUCUAUCUGGUGGCCGUAAGGUUUGCAAACAUGAGGGCUGGGAAAAAGGCCUUGCCGGCUGAGAAAAAAGUCAGCUUCCCAAACCGGAUCUCAAGGAACCACCUGGUUGUCUCAGGAAUUUUAGCCAACAUAGUGUCAUCCAGCAUCCUCUCUGGAAAACUCUUGGGGACGGUCACCGUCCUGUUCAGCGGCCAAGCCAAUUGGAUGUUCACAUCGGCAGCGUACCAGGUGGCGGUGUCCGUUGCGUCCUUUUGGGCCAGAGAUAUAAUACACGCCACUUUCUUCAGCUUGUUGGCCAUGCUGAAGAUCGUAGAAGGAUAUUCCCUUUUAAACCAGCCAAGUACCUCAGGAGAGCAGUUACUCCCUUCCUCCUUCAUGGUUGUGUUGGCCGUCCUUUUCUUUACUUUAUCUUUGAUGAUGUGCCUUCAGAAUGUCUGCAUCGGCCUAUAUACGCUCCUCUUUGCCAUUUAUUGCGCCACUUUAACUCUUCCCAGCGGUAUAAACCACAAUGCAGCGCAGUCGGUCAACCUGGUCAUCUUCUUUACGUCGGUGGCCCACAUGUCUCUUAGACUCUACCUGUCAAAGACCGACUUCAGAAUCCCGGAACGUAAAGGUCUAGCGCAGAUGAUGAAUUCCUGUUUCCGAUGUAUGAAGAUCACGCCAAGAAUAGUCAUGCACCACCCUUAUUCUCCUACCUUGAACACCCGAGAUGUGGACGUCAUUGGCCACGCGUUCAACACCCUGGCAACGUUCUCCCUGACGGUACAGGCACAGGGCACCUUUAUACUGGUCAUGGCGAGCGGAAGCAUGGUGCACAUGGCCGGUUUGAUGUCCCUGUAUACCGGAAAGGCGGCGGAGAGCAGCGCUUUUGUUUUUUACGGCGUGCUGUGGGUGACUUGGGGCCUUGCAGAGUAUAUGGCGCUCCAAGUGCCAGUGAGAGCAUUUUACAUAGCCGUGGGCAUUAUCUGUUUCUUAGUUUUGAAUGGGUUUCUUACCAUGUGCAUGACCACUCUUAACACAGCCUGGUUCACGAAUUCACUUUUUCUGGAGGUUCUGCUCAUUAUGAGUUUGUUGAACACCUUAAAUAUUGUCCCCAGUCAAUGUGUUGUUGUUUUUAGCAUACUGUUCGGUGUGGUGAGCUUUUACUGCUUUUUAGCUGCCCUGGUCAAUGGGACUUUGGUGGCACCUCAUCUGCCAUGGGGAAAGCCACUCCUGAAACCCACGCUGCCUCAGGAGAGUUGUACCCUAUGCCCGUUUCCUGCCAAGAAAGUCACAUCUAUCAGGAAAAUAGCAGAACUCAUGAAGUCCGGGGGGAUCUGCGUUAUUCCUGUGGAUCUGGGUUACGCCGUUGCAUCGUCCUGUUAUUUCUCAGACUCGGUACAGAAGGUGUCCAAACUAGAAAUGGAAGCCGAGGACGCCGAGAUCUCAAUUUUCAUCAGCGGCUUCUCAGAUCUCCGGGAAGAAAAAUCUGUCCUCGGCAGACGUCUCCGGGGUCUCAUCCUGGGCCUGGGGCCAAAUCCUGUCGGCUUUGUACUUCCUAGAAAAGUGCUGAAGCAUCUUCUUCAUCCCGCGGUGAGUUCCAGUCCUCAGCUUUCCCAGGAUGCCGCGGUGAGUUCCAGUCCUCAGCUGUCCCAGGAUCCCGCGGAGAGUUCCAGUCCUCAGCUUUCCCAGGAUCCCGCGGUGAGUUCCAGUCCUCAGCUGUCCCAGGAUCCCGCGGAGAGUUCCAGUCCUCAGCUUUCCCAGGAUCCCGCGGAGAGUUCCAGUCCUCAGCUUUCCCAGGAUCCCGCGGAGAGUUCCAGUCCUCAGCUUUCCCAGGAUCCCGCGUGGUUGUAG
Molecule: messenger RNA, 2337 nt
Organism: Nanorana parkeri
Lineage: Eukaryota; Metazoa; Chordata; Amphibia; Anura; Dicroglossidae
Exons: 7
Coding region: 1-2337 (778 amino acids)
Molecular function (GO): double-stranded RNA binding
Source: RefSeq, a predicted model, not a curated record